This is a messenger RNA of Spodoptera littoralis (African cotton leafworm), 376 nucleotides long. Lineage: Eukaryota; Metazoa; Arthropoda; Insecta; Lepidoptera; Noctuidae. The record is from the annotation of a GenBank genome assembly.
GUGAUUGCGUCGGGGAUCAGUCAGGAUGCUGGUGAAACUGUUUGUUUUCGCGCUAAUGGUGGUUGGGGCCUUGGCUCUGGUGAUGCCGUCAAAACAUUUUCUUGGACCCUGCCCUCGCGGCACUCUCUACAGUAAACAACUGAAGAGAUGUGUUUUUUAUGAUUAUGAAGGGGAGGCCAAUAUGUUUGACUUUUUGUAUAACUGAAGAUACGUUGCCAAUUUAUUUGAACACUGCGUCAUGGGAAUGAACAAUCCAAUGUACAAGGACAACACGAAUAUAUUUAAUACUAUAUUAUAUUAUUAUGUUACCCUGUAUAGUCAAUUAUAUUGUUAGUAAUAAUGUAAGGAAAUAUAUUAAAUAAAUUACUCAUGAGUC